AUGGCUGCCGUUGCUGAUGCUGCAUUUCCCUGCUCCCUUGAGCUCAAGGUCCCCUUUCCCACCCACCGCCUGGCCUCGACGGCGCUGCAGGCCAUCCAGGUCGACCCGGAGCUGUCGCCGCUCGUCCGGCGGCACCUCUCCCUCGUGCCGUCAUCUUCACCUGAAGACGCGGCCGCAGCCGACCCGCAGGAGGAGGUGCUGCUGCACGUCGACUACCGGGCCACGACCAACCGCAUGCUCCGCGUCGCCGUCAACUCCUUCAUGGACAGCCUCAGGCUGGUGAUGGAGGUCAUGGAGCACCUCGACGAGGACGUCCUCGCGCAGCCGCCCAGGUAG
Messenger RNA from Akanthomyces muscarius, 336 nucleotides. RefSeq lists its product as uncharacterized. The coding region runs from base 1 to 336 and encodes 111 amino acids. Gene Ontology annotation, cellular component: EKC/KEOPS complex. Lineage: Eukaryota; Fungi; Ascomycota; Sordariomycetes; Hypocreales; Cordycipitaceae. The record is from RefSeq and is a predicted model, not a curated record. The transcript has 2 exons.